UAUUGAUAAUACAAAUAAUUUGAUGAAUAGAAAAACGUAAAUAGAAAAUACUUUAUAAACAGAAAACAAUGUGUAUUUUAUGAAAAUAAAAGGAAAUGUUAAAAGAUUGAAUACAAGAAAGUUAUUAAAUGGAAUUAUAAGUUGAUAAAUACAAAACCUUAAUGAUUAAUAAAUGGAAAAUACAUUAGUAAAUAGAAAAUAAUCUGAUAUUAUAUGAUAUACCUUAAUAGAUAAUAAUAAUAAUAAUAAUAAAAGAACAAGCAAUAAAAAAUAACCAAUGAAUAAAUAAAAGUUAAUAGAAACAAUACAUCCCCAACCCCCCAACAAACCCCAAAACAAAACGAAACGAAAAACAAACAAAAACCUUUGUUAAAUGGAAAAUACGUUACGCAUAUUAACCACUACACAAGCCGGUAUGGAUUCUUACACACCCUAAGUGAUUUGAUUACAAUAUCAUAAUAUAUAUGAUAUGUACUAAAUGUAGUAGUUAAUUUUGAAGGAUUAUAGUUCAUCUUAUUCAAAAGAAAGGACUGGAUGGGGUAGAGAAGAGUUAUAUUGUUUUUAUUUUGGCGGGGUCUGUUGUCAUGUCAGAGUUGCUAAAUUUGGACGAUUCAGAGACGGGAGAUGUUUGUUGUCACCACGAUACUUUCACAGUGUUGUGUAAAAUUCACUGUGAUUUCACGGACGCUAAAAUAAAACUCCCCAAUGGAAACUAUUACGGAUAUUGUCUGAAUGAUAUUAAUGGACAGUCACAGUGUAAUGGACCUGCCAUGGUGAGGGAUGGAAAAUACGAAGCCAAUCUCACUAUGGAUUACAAAGAGCACAAAGGGGAGGAUUUCAAAUUUCUACUCUCCUGUCAGAACGGAACGAAUCACGAGUUUGCUUUGAAAUCAUGCAGGUCGGGCUUUAACAUCACCUAUUGCAAAAAUUCUGAUUCUGUAAACAUCAAUAUAACGUUCAAAGACAUCGACCAACCCAGACAAUUAGACUUCAAGAAAGAAAACUAUUCCGAAAUCUUAGUGUCAUGUGAUCUUGACCAGGCCAAAUGUACCAAUGACAGAUUAGCAUCUGUACAUAAAGGAGUCGCACACAUCCAGAUGCCUUUGUCAUAUGGAAGAAGAUUUGAAAUUUCAGAAGACGGUCAACCAAAGGCCAUUAACACGGAAGAUGCCGUAUCCUGCCAUGGAAAGGAGUGUAACUGGAGGUUUCUGGACGACAAAACACCACCAUCCCAUGCAGUAUCGCCGAGUCCUUGUCACAUGGCACUCGGACUUUUUUUAUUAGCAUUACUAAUUAAUCAGCGUUGUUUCUGUUUUUCUUUUAUUUUGCUGGUUUGCUUUUUGUGGGCAUUUUUGUUUUGAACGACAAGGUUUGGUUUGUACUGUAUAUAUGUUUUUACAGUUUGUUUAAUUUUUUUUUAAUUUUCACAGUAUUUUGUUUUAUUACAGGGGAAAUCAUUAGGUAAUUAGUAACAAUGUAUGAUAUAUUUCUGGGUGAUCUCCCCUUUUUACAGCCUCAUUCCCAUUUUUACAUUAAUUUGUUUUUAUAUCACAGGAGAUCGCUACGCAAUUCUAAUAAGUACCAUUCUAUGUCAUUCUGGUUGAUCUCCCCUUUACAUUGUCAUCACAGCAAAUGACAAUUCACACAAGUAAUGUUGUUUGUCUUAUAGCAAGUUUACACGUUUCAGUUAAUCAACCUUAAAUGGGUUUUAUAUAAAACUGAUUUUAAGAACAUAAUAUCUUUAAGAACACAUUCUUAAAACUGAUUUUAAGAACAUAUCUUUAAAACUGAAUUGAAUAAGAACAUAGUUUUUAAGAACACAUAUUUCAAACUGAUUUUUAAGAUCAUACAUUUUAAACUCAUUUUUAAAGAACGUAUGAUUUAAUUGAUUUUUAAGAACAAACAUUUUAAACGGAUUUAAAAAAAAAACCCAUAUCUUUAAAAAUGAAGUAAUCUUCACUAAUUUAUUUUAUUUUAAUUUUAAUAACUCCUUUCUUUCCCCUUCCUCUCGUUAAAAGCUUCACAAAACAAAAACGAUAAACUGAGUGAGAAUAACAUGGUUUGAAAACUGAAUAAUUAUAUAAAAAAUGUCUGAAAACAGCAUACGCAGUGUUUACAAUAAGCAUAUAUUAUUUACUAAUGUCACCUUGUAUAUCGUGAUUGAAUAAUAUAACGGUUCAAAUAAUAUAUAUGUUCAUGAUUGUAUUAAAACAGAUUGAUUCAAUGGU
This is a messenger RNA of Ostrea edulis (European flat oyster), 2228 nucleotides long. RefSeq lists its product as uncharacterized. Lineage: Eukaryota; Metazoa; Mollusca; Bivalvia; Ostreida; Ostreidae. The record is from RefSeq and is a predicted model, not a curated record. The transcript is spliced from 4 exons. The coding region runs from base 585 to 1361 and encodes 258 amino acids.